GGCUCAGCCAAUCCGGAGGGCGUGCCUUGCCCUGCCCUGCCGCUGACCUUAGAGUCCUGCAGCCCGCAACUGUCGCCGGUGCUGCCGGCGCAUCUGCGGCGGAGCUAGAGUCUGGCGGCCACAUAGAGCAUGUCCUCGAUCGGGGGCAUGCGUCCCGCGGCCGGGGAGCAGCCGGGAGUUGGGCCGCACCUACAGGCGGUGGGAGGCGCGCUGCUGCUUUGCGGGCUGGCGGUCCUGCUGGACUGGGUUUGGCUGCAGCGGCAGCGCGCCGGCGGCAUCCCUCCGGGGCCCAAGCCUCGGCCACUCGUGGGUAACUUCGGGUACUUGCUGCUGCCGCGCUUCCUACGGCUGCAGUUCUGGCUGGGCUCCGGCAGCCAGACCGACACAGUAGGCCGGCAUGUGUACCUGGCCAGGCUGGCCCGUGUCUAUGGCAACAUCUUCAGCUUCUUCAUCGGCCACCGUCUGGUGGUGGUCCUCAGCGACUUCCACAGCGUGCGCGAGGCGCUUGUGCAGCAGGCCGAAGUGUUCAGUGACCGCCCGCGGAUGCCGCUCAUCUCCAUCUUGACCAAGGAGAAGGGAAUCGUGUUCGCACACUAUGGUCCGAUCUGGAAGCAGCAGAGAAGAUUCUCCCACUCGACCCUUCGUCACUUCGGCCUGGGCAAGCUUAGCCUGGAGCCCAGGAUCAUCGAGGAGUUCGCGUACGUGAAAGCGGAGAUGGAGAAGCAUGGGGAGGCCCCCUUCAGCCCCUUCCCAGUCAUCAGCAAUGCCGUCUCCAACAUCAUCUGCUCCCUGUGCUUUGGCCAGCGCUUCGACUACACCAACAAGGAGUUUAAAAAGGUGCUGGACUUCAUGUCUCGAGGGCUAGAAAUCUGCUUGCACGGCCAGCUCUUCCUGAUCAACCUAUGUCCCUGGUUUUACUACCUUCCCUUUGGGCCGUUUAAGGAGCUGAGGCAAAUCGAAAAGGACAUAACCUGCUUCCUUAAGAACAUCAUCAAAGAGCACCAAGAGUCUCUGGAUGCCAACAACCCCCAGGACUUCAUAGACAUGUACCUUCUGCACACGCAGGAGGAGAAGGACAAGUGCAAGGGCACCAGCUUCGAUGAGGACUACCUGUUCUACAUCAUCGGGGACCUCUUCAUCGCGGGCACGGACACCACAACCAACUCUUUGCUCUGGUGCCUGCUGUACAUGUCACUGAACCCCGGCGAGCAAAAAAAGGUUCAUGAAGAAAUUGAAAGGGUCAUUGGCCGUGACCGUGCACCUUCCCUCACAGACAAGGCCCAGAUGCCAUACACAGAAGCCACCAUCAUGGAGGUACAGCGGUUAUCCAUGGUGGUACCACUUGCCAUUCCUCACAUGACCUCGGAGAAAACAGUCCUCCAAGGGUACAGUAUUCCUAAAGGCACAGUGGUCCUACCCAAUUUGUGGUCCAUACACAGAGACCCAGCCAUUUGGGAGAAGCCAGACGACUUCUGUCCUCAUCGAUUUCUGGAUGACCAGGGACAACUUUUGAAAAGAGAAACGUUUAUCCCUUUUGGGAUAGGGAAGCGGGUGUGUAUGGGAGAGCAGCUGGCCAAGAUGGAGCUAUUCCUGAUGUUUGUGAGCCUGAUGCAGAGUUUCACCUUUGCUUUACCUGAGGGCUCCGAGAAGCCCAUCAUGACCGGCAGAUUUGGUCUAACAUUGGCCCCACAUCCCUUUAAUGUAACCGUCUCCAAGAGAUGAAGAAACCAUGAGGACUGAGGAGGGAGCCGGCUCCACGUACCCGUCCCACACAGUCUUCCUGUUGCUCUUGAGCAUGGGCCGAGCAGUUCAGCAGCCGGGAGAGGCUCCAGACGAGAGACCCAGAGGGUAAGGGUGCCACACGUGGAGGCCUCUCCGCAGGAUCCUCGAGUGGCUGGUGGUGUCCACUGUCCACGGGGAAGCGUGGACACUCAGUUUAGUUUAUGGGUCCUAUCGGGAACAGAGCUUCUCACCUCUCAGCCUCCGUCAUCCCGUGGUAAAAUGAGGUAAUGAAAUUUCUCUCAACUCUGAGGAGGAUCGAAUGCUUCAUGCCGUCUGUGCUGUGGGCGGAUGCUGGGCAGUUCGGUAGCUCUGCCUUCAGACCUCCCAAGGCCCCUGACAACACUGAAGUAUCAGCAUGGACACUUGGUCAGAGAGGGAUGCAGGUCUAGGUUAUAUCGAGGAGACAUUUUUCUUUGUGAG
Rattus rattus (black rat) is the source of this 2202-nucleotide messenger RNA. Its product is annotated as cytochrome P450 2U1. Gene Ontology annotation, biological process: xenobiotic metabolic process. Lineage: Eukaryota; Metazoa; Chordata; Mammalia; Rodentia; Muridae. The record is from RefSeq and is a predicted model, not a curated record. Bases 130 to 1722 code for a protein of 530 amino acids. Gene Ontology annotation, molecular function: iron ion binding; heme binding; oxidoreductase activity, acting on paired donors, with incorporation or reduction of molecular oxygen, reduced flavin or flavoprotein as one donor, and incorporation of one atom of oxygen. The transcript has 5 exons. Gene Ontology annotation, cellular component: intracellular membrane-bounded organelle; cytoplasm.